This is a messenger RNA of Syngnathus acus (greater pipefish), 4836 nucleotides long. It is a transcript of the gene ehmt1b, whose product is annotated as euchromatic histone-lysine N-methyltransferase 1b. Gene Ontology annotation, cellular component: nucleus. Gene Ontology annotation, molecular function: histone methyltransferase activity; p53 binding; protein-lysine N-methyltransferase activity. The record is from RefSeq and is a predicted model, not a curated record. Bases 167 to 3994 code for a protein of 1275 amino acids. NCBI's taxonomy places the organism in Eukaryota, Metazoa, Chordata, Actinopteri, Syngnathiformes, Syngnathidae. The transcript is spliced from 26 exons.
UCUCAGAAGAAUACAUCACUCCGUUGUACGCGGGGGCUUCGUGGUAAAGAGGCAUAACUGCCGUCAAUUUGUUGUCCAUUUCCCGCUGCCAGCCUAUGCUCUCCUGCUUUUGUGCUCACCGGAGGGCUGCUGAACGUGUAGGAAGAUGCUGCGCCCCGGAACCUGAAUGCCUACUGGUCUUGCCAAAGGAAGCAAUUACAAAAGUGAAGAACCAUCAAAUAAGGAAGGACUGGACCUGGCAAACAAUGGAGGGACAGAUGAACACAAAGGGGAAACAGACAGGCUGGCCUCUUUGCCUGGUGCAGAACCAAUGCUUAUUGGAACUGAAUGUGACAACGCAAGCCACAGCAGCCCGGCAAACAGUUCUACAACGGAACACAACAAGGAGUUACCAUUAGUAAAUGAAAAUGGUAUUUCGGACAUGGAGGCACCACAUGGUUCUGUUACUGGGAGCAAUGGAUUUAUUCUUGUUAAACCGCAACAUGAGGACAGCUUUGAAGCCAUGUCUGGUUUAGCGGGAUCCCCCAACAGGACUAUCCGACCACAUACAAGUCCCCCCACAGUGGUACACUUGACCAAACCCCCCUCUUUGCCAGCCUUUGGGUCUCCUCAGACUUUAGGUGCACUAAGGACUGACCCUAUUACAGGAACUGCAUCAAUGCAGGAGACAAUAGACUCUAAAAAUGGCAUAGCCCCAACUACUACAGCCUCAAACACCAUCAUGAUACACAGAGCUCGCAAAACCAUGUCCAGGCCUGCUGUCACUCUCGAACAAAAGCUUCUAAAAAAGGAAUUAAGAGAAGCAAACAAUGCCAAAAUGGAGACCUUGGUUUCAUCCGACACACUGAAACCUUCACAGGAGUGCUCAACAGAGAACCAUCUACCUCAGAUUCCUUCGGAUCUGCCAGCUUCAGCACAAAUCCCUUCAUCGACAUCACCAGCAACUGCUUUAUUUUCUUACCCUCCGCACACGUCAAUACCAUCCAAGCUUCAACAUGGUCACACAGGCGUCUUCACAGGAGGCCUGUCUUCCCGUAAGAAAAAAAGAAGGAUGGGAACUUACAGCCUGAUUCCCAGGAAGAAACCUAAAAUUCUUCGCCAGACAACAAUGUUGGAAAUGUUUAAGAUAGUACACCCCAAUGCCAAGAUGCCUGAGACAAAUAUCAACGUAAAUGGAGAGAAGAUGGAUCAUGCGUCUGAGGAAGAUGAGGAGUCAGAUCUGGUGGAUUCAGAGGAAGAACAGCAGCCGAAAGGAGAGGAACUGGGCAUUGAUGUCUUACAAGUUGAGUGUGAGCAAGAUUCGGAAGAAUCUGGAGAAGAUGAAGAGGAGGAAGGCAUGGAGUCAGAUUUGAGCACAGAGUCUAAUCUAAAAAAGUUAAAGAGAAAAACAAAAAGAGACCAUGCCUGUCUCAGGCCAUCUAGGAAGUACAUGAGGAUGGUCAAAGUCAAAGAGUCCUUUGCUGACUCUCCAGCUGUAGUUAUGAUGCAUACUGAAGACACAAACAAAGACUCCCAGACAACACAAGACAAAAUUUCACUCCAUGAGCUGGAUGCUCCUGAUGACAAAGAGACAUCAAGUUCAACAAUGGAAGAGGCCCAGGAGCUACCACUGUGCAGCUGCCGCAUGGAGACACCCAAGAGUCGAGAGAUUCUCAUCCUGGCAGAUGGAAAGUGCAUGGCUACGGAGAGUGUUGAUGCACAAUUGAGCCGCUGCCAGGGGGCUGUAUUGAAACAAGAAAUGAUGCGUCCCUCCAACUCUGUUCAGCUGCAAGUUCUAUGUGAGGACCAUCGCAACGGCAUGGUCAAGCAUCAGUGCUGCCCUGGCUGUGGCUUCUUUUGCAGGGCUGGGACCUUCAUGGAAUGCCAACCAGACAUGAACAUCUCACAUCGCUUUCACCGUGCCUGUGCCUCGGUGCUGAAAGGUCAAAGUUUCUGUCCUCACUGUGGCGAGGAGGCAAGUAAGGCCAAGGAGGUUACCAUCGCCAAGGCUGACACAACCUCCACUGUACCCGCCACAUCUGCUCAUGGACCAGCUCCGCUGGGAGCCCACGAGGGCCGAGCGGACACAACCACUGGCAGUUCUUUAUGUACCGCCGUGGCGGGUGAAGGAAAUGGAAGAGCAGACAGCUCGCUUUGCGCUGGUUUGGUACCCGGGCUAGACUCCCUUGCGGUUCCGGGAUCCUUCAGUAGCGCAGAACUUCAGGACGCAAGAGCCCCAUCUCCAGUUCUUCCUCGAGAAACUCUUGAAAGCAUCCUGCUUGCUCUAGACACAGAAAAACCAAAGAAGCUGCGUUUUCACCCGAAGCAACUUUAUCUCUCAGCCAAACAGGGAGAGCUUAAGAAAGUUGUGCUUAUGCUUGUAGACGGUAUUGACCCCAACUUUAAGAUGGAGUCGCAGAACAAACGCACCCCUCUCCAUGCUGCAGCUGAGGCAGGACAGAAGGAAAUCUGCCACAUGCUUGUGCAAGCUGGUGCAAACUUGGAAACUUGCGACGAAGAUCAUCGAACACCACUGAUGGAUGCCUGCGAAAACAACCAUAUAGAGACAGUUAUGUACCUGCUGCGAGCUGGAGCCAGUCCUAUGCACAAGGAUGUUGAAGGCUUCACGUGUCUUCACCUAGCGGCCAAAUCUGGACAUUACAACAUUGUUGAGUACCUUCUGUGUACUGGAUACGUUAACAUAAACUGCCAGGAUGAUGGCGGUUGGACAGCUAUGAUUUGGGCCACAGAGUACAAGCAUGUGAACCAGGUCAAGUUGCUUCUGUCCAAAGGAGCUGACAUCAGCAUCAGAGACAAGGAAGAAAAUAUCUGCCUUCACUGGGCAGCGUUCUCUGGUAGCGUUGAGAUUGCCACGCUGCUCCUGGACGCACACUGUGAUCUCCAGGCUGUAAAUAUCCAUGGGGACUCUCCUCUACACAUAGCUGCUCGGGAGAAUCGUCUGGACUGUGUUGUGCUUUUCCUGUCUCGAGGAGCAGAUGCUUUGCAAAAGAAUCGUGAAGGAGAAGCCCCUUCAGACUGCUGCAGCCACAACUCAAAAACGUUUGCAGCACUGCAGGCCAACAGGAAUGAGAAGGACACCCUCGACGUCACGUUCAUUCAAGCAGCGGAUAAAAGCCUUCACAGUGACAUUGCUCUCGGGCAGGAGAGAGUUCCUCUCCCCUGUGUCAAUGCUGUUGACAAUGAAUCUUACCCAGCUGACUACAAGUACAUCCUGGAAAAUUGUGUCACCUCCCCGCUGAACAUUGAUAGAAACAUAACACACUUGCAGUACUGCGUUUGCAAGGAUGACUGUUCUUCAAGUGUCUGUAUGUGUGGACAGCUCAGUCUGCGCUGCUGGUAUGAUACGGACGGUUGUCUUCUACCUGAAUUCUGCCGCGAGAAGCCCCCUCUCAUCUUUGAGUGUAACCAUGCUUGUUCCUGUUGGAGGACCUGCAAGAAUAGGGUGGUGCAAAAUGGACUUAGGACCAGACUUGAGCUCUUUAGGACCACUAAGAAGGGCUGGGGUGUACGAGCACUACAAGACAUACCACAAGGGACCUUUGUAUGCGAGUAUGUAGGUGAGAUAAUCUCUGAAGCAGAAGCUGAGAUGAGGCAAAACGAUGCUUACCUCUUCAGUUUGGAUGACAAGCCACAAGAUCUUUACUGCAUCGAUGCACGCUUCUAUGGCAACAUCAGUCGGUUCCUCAACCACAUGUGCGAGCCCAACUUGUUUGCCUGCAGAGUGUUCACCACACACCAGGACUUGCGUUUCCCACAUAUUGCCUUCUUUGCCAGUGAAAACAUCAAGGCAGGAGAAGAGCUUGGAUUUAAUUACGGCGACCACUUUUGGGAAGUGAAAAGCAAGGUGUUCAGCUGUGCAUGUGGCUCCUCUAAGUGCAAGUACUCGGCUGCAGCCAUGGCUUUGUUGCAGGCAGAUAGCACACCAGAGAAUCAGCAGCAGCCCAGCGCCUUGCCUGACACCAGCUCCUCCAACGGCCCCUCCAGCCCCUCUUAAAAGUUGCCUCGCACCCAGCUUAUUUCCACAUGCGACACGUCUCAUGGACCAACGUCCAUAUAAACGCUUUACAGAUGAACUUGUACUGUAUAGAAACACAACCCUUUGACCCUUGGACAAACUUUUGUGAUGGUGAACAAGAUGCACAAUCGGACCCCUGAAGAACGUACUGCUGAAAUGAAGACAUUCAAAACAUCUUUACAUUUCAUAUUUAACUUCACUGGGAAGAAGAACUUGGAUUUUUGUUGUUACUGAGAACCAUUCCUCCAAAGUCAGCGCAUAUGUUAAUUUAGGUGAAAACAAUUUUUUUUCCUUUAACAUUUGAAAACUGCCUAACAUUUUGGAGAAAGAUGAAUUGUGCAAAGGUGGGCUAAUUUGAGAGUAAAGACAGGGUGCGAUUCCUUGAUAAGGUAAAUUCAAUGAACUUUAAUGAUGUUUGCUUGUUGAAGGAGAACUCAGUUGUAAGGUAAAAUAUCCUAUUAUUGAGGGAGAAUGAAUUUGACCAGAUAAGGAGUAACGAAAAUGGUGCUCUUCUUUUUAAUGUACAUGUUCAUUACCUAGGUCAUCAUGGUUUGUAAAAUAAGAUAACUUGUUUUUUUUUUAAUGUUCUGUUUUAUUUCCAAUUUUUUAAUUGUACUUGUAGUGGUUCUGUUCAUAAUUUUCUUCCAUGAUUUUUCCAACAUAUCUUUAAGCAUCGAGUGGAGCAGUGACGGUUCUGCAAAAUUUUAAAUUCAAGAGAAAAAAAAAAUGCACUUCCAUUAUUUUCUGUUACACAUUUGUGGAUCGUCAAACAGCAUUUGAAUUGGUUGUAUCUUUUUCAAUAAAUUUACUACUAAUGUGUU